CCCCCCACCAACACCACCCACCACCUCGACCACCGGAUAGGCUUCUCACGACUGACGCCCUCGCUAGAAUAUACGCCCCGUGGUGCUUUUCUGUUGCCGCGCUUGCCUGCACCCGGUCCUCCCAACGACGACGUUUCGCCCCCUCUUGUCGCCGCUGUCAGCGAGUGCCCGAAGGACACGAACGUCUGCCACCUCCCACGACCACAGAUAUACCCUCUCAGCCUCGCGAGAUACCGGAUUUCUAUUGCCUUCAUGUCCGAUUGAACAAGCGUCGACCCGUCUGCAAAUCCGUCGGCUUGCUCCUGCGCCUUGAGCCCCGACCGUGUAUCAUACACAUUUCCCAACCGUUAAGAACGUGUCGACACAGGCGCUUCUUACCUUUGUACCGAACAGCUUGUGUAGGGGCAUUUACAAGACUUCGAGCGUCGCCCGACGUCUCGCGGGAAGUUGCCUACCAUGGCCUCCUCGGAUCGCAACGCCGAGGCCGCGAGUGUCACCACAGUUCAGAAGCAGGAAAUGGAGCCUUACACCAUGGCACAUUUGUCGAUAGCUCCGGCUACCACCACAACUGUCGUUACUACCACAACCACAACCACCACUCAGUUUCCGCCGUUGUUAUUCAAACCGCCUCGGAGUCUAAGCGAACGAGACCCAAAGGAAUAUCCUCUCGCUCAUGCCCAUGCUCCCGAGUCAUUGCGUAAAUUCUGCUUCGACGUGGGAGGCGAGCAGGCUUGUUUUCAAGAGGCCAAAGACGUGACGGACACUAUCGCAGAGCAUAAAACCCUCCACGGAGAUAUCGCAAGCAGCAACGGGAAACUUCAGACAGUAGAGACGUUCACAGGCCAGCCUGCCUUUGCCACGCCGAGCCGUAUCGCACGAUCGAGCAUCAUGGCGGCUCCCCAUAUUGAUGUGCGCUCCGUAUCUGGGCGCAGGAAGCGAUCGCCGUCACCUCCCUCCAUUGCCGAAGCCGCCGAAAUCGCUAGCCUACAUCGUCGCAGCAAGAAGCCACGCACAUCGAUCCAAGACUACAAGAGCAGGAACACAGCCAAGCUCAGCUCGAACCUAACACCCGAGGAGAACGAAGAAUCAGCACCGGCCACGCCUGACACAGACGCGGGCGCGUCAAGCUCGAGCUCGUCCAAGGUACCCAGACCUGCCUUAAACGCACGACGGGCCGCGCUGAGGUCGUCAUCGCAAAACAUCCGCCGGCGGACUGCAUCACCUUCCUGGCACCUCCAAGAGUCGUUUGCCGGUCACCAAGAUGAUAAAAACAUUGUCUCUGACGACAGAACCGCGGAUGCGCUCGCGCUUCCCGCUGCCGUUGUGGAUGGUCCUGGAAUCGCUGCUACACCUCCAAUUGCGGAUACGGAUCUAGAGCCAAUUGGUCCUUUCCCGUCCAAUGAUAUCCCAUACGCGCAAGCAGGACGACCAGCACCGUUGGACAUUCUGGCGGCGCAGGAUGCCAGCUUACCUAGCCCAAGCCUAUCGCCUAUAACUGCCGCAGCCAACCUUGCCCAGCAACACUCGUUAGGGAAUGCGUACCUGGCGGAUGGAGGCGAAGAUGACUCGAACGAUGUCUCUAGUCUUGACAUCUCUGAAACGACUCUUGGUGAAAGCGAUACCGCAUCGCUGCAGCUUCUGUCGCCUAGGUCACGAAGAAUUGAGUUACCCGCUGCUAGCCACGUUAGCGCAAACCCUCAAUUACUAACCCCGACUCUCAUGGACGUUCCGACCAUGCUAGACUCCUUCGACGCUCUCCCGGAGAAGAUGAAAACUUACGUCAUGUAUCAGUUCCUUAGGAGGUGCACCAAACCUACGCUCCAUUUCGUUGCUGACGUUGUCAACCCUGCCUUGAAAUGCGACUUCAUCGCCUUACUUCCCACGGAACUCAGUCUUCAUAUCAUCAAUUUUCUCGACGUGAAGAGCAUGUGUAACGCGGCUCAAGUUUCGCGAAAGUGGCGGGAGCUGGUUGAUACUAAUGAACUAGCUUGGAAAUCGCUCUUGGACAGAGAUGGCUACAGUUUACCUGAGAACGAGCUUGAGCGGGCCAUCGCCGAGGGGUGGGGCUGGCAAUACCCGGUUUCUCGCGAGAGUUACGAGCGGGACCUUCGAAGUGACAGCACUCCGUCCCAAGGACCAGAAUCGACAGAUCUACUCGCGCUUGGUAGUCCGGAUACCGAGGGCGCAGUGACCAGGUCUUCCACCAGUCGAUCAAAGAGAAAGACAUCUACUAUGAGCAAGCAUUCGAGCAUCAAGAAGGCUCGCACUCAGAAGAAGGGCCCUUCCAGCUCUAGACAGCACGUUGCAUUCUCAUUGCUGUCUGAUAAUGCUCAACAACAGGGCCCCUUCGAGUGCGCAAUCCGAGCCAAGACAGCUCUCCCAGACCCCGGUGUUGGCCUGCGCAGCCUAAGUAAAAUGCAUCUUUACAAGUCGCUGUACCAGCGCCACCACCUUAUUCGCCAGAGUUGGAUGGACGUGGAAACACAACCGAAGCACAUAGCGUUCCGAGCCCAUCAACGCCAUGUGGUUACCUGUCUCCAGUUCGAUACCGAUAAGAUCCUCACAGGCAGCGAUGACACUAACAUCAAUGUGUAUGAUACUAAAUCAGGAGCAUUGCGGAAUCGCCUCGAAGGUCACGAAGGAGGCGUUUGGGCAUUGCAGUAUGAAGGCAACACUCUGGUAUCGGGAUCAACCGACCGAUCUGUUCGCGUCUGGGACAUUGAAAAGGGCAAAUGCACGCAAGUAUUUCAGGGUCACACGUCUACCGUCCGGUGUCUUGUGAUUCUCAAGCCUACGAAGAUUGGCGAGACCCACGAUGGGCAGCCAAUCAUUAUGCCCAAGGAGGAAUUGAUCAUUACCGGAUCUCGAGAUUCUUCGUUGAGGGUGUGGAAGCUACCCAAACCUGGUGAUAGGAGUAUCAUCCAGACCGGCCCCCCCGCGAAUGACUCGGAUAAUCCUUACUUCAUUCGCGCAUUGACCGGACACCACCAUUCGGUUCGUGCCAUUGCUGCGCAUGGCGACACUCUUGUCAGUGGAAGCUAUGACUGCACUGUUCGUGUGUGGAAAAUUUCAACUGGCGAAGUUCUGCAUCGACUGCAAGGCCAUUCCCAGAAAGUCUACAGUGUGGUGCUAGAUACGGAGCGCAACCGCUGUAUCAGUGGAUCUAUGGACAACAUGGUCAAAGUCUGGUCUCUAGAGACCGGGGCUUGUCUCUUUACCCUUGAGGGACAUACAUCACUCGUCGGGUUGCUGGAUCUGAGCCAUGAGCGACUGGUCUCAGCUGCCGCAGACUCGACUCUUCGAAUCUGGGACCCUGAGAAUGGGCAAUGCAAAAGCAGGCUUUGCGCUCACACUGGAGCGAUUACGUGCUUCCAACACGAUGGCCAGAAGGUCAUUUCGGGCUCGGACAAGACUUUGAAGAUGUGGAAUGUCAAGACUGGCGAGUUCGUGAAAGACCUCUUGACAGACCUUAGUGGGGUGUGGCAAGUCAAGUUCAACGAGCGACGGUGCGUUGCAGCGGUGCAUCGCAACAGUAUGACGUACAUCGAGGUUCUCGACUUUGGUGCUUCGCGUGAUGGGGUACCUCUGGAGCAACGAGGACGACGCAUCGUCGUCAACGCCAAAGGGCAAGAGACGGAAGACAUUGACGACCUUAUCGACGUAGACCUUGUGUAGAGGCCUGCACUCAUGAUUGGACUGACACGACUGCAUAUUCUGGACAUGUUUCAAAAGCAAAUACCCCUUCGGCCUUUAACUUGUAUUUCGUUCGGCAAGCAACAUCAGCUCGCGCGCUCGGUUAUCUUAUAUUUGUUUUCGGGAUUCGUGCGGAGGUGCUAUCAAUACCCUUUCAUUUCUAGCAUUUGCCCCGCAUUCGGGACAUGUUUAUAUGGCAUAUGGACGCGAUGAGGCGUCAAAGGGUGGUUACGUUGCAUAAUCAGGGUGUUUGGGACUGUGCUUGUUUCACGGACGGCGUUGACCGUCCUCGGUCGGAUUUCUAGUAGGCAGCGGGUCUACGCAAGACCAUAGAUGAAUACAUGCAUAUGUGAUGUUCAC
This is a messenger RNA of Paraphaeosphaeria sporulosa, 4053 nucleotides long. RefSeq names its product WD repeat-containing protein pop1. The transcript is spliced from 3 exons. Lineage: Eukaryota; Fungi; Ascomycota; Dothideomycetes; Pleosporales; Didymosphaeriaceae. Bases 457 to 3675 code for a protein of 1072 amino acids. The record is from RefSeq and is a predicted model, not a curated record. Gene Ontology annotation, molecular function: protein binding.